Molecule: messenger RNA, 937 nt
Organism: Spirodela intermedia
Lineage: Eukaryota; Viridiplantae; Streptophyta; Magnoliopsida; Alismatales; Araceae
Source: the annotation of a GenBank genome assembly
AUGAUGCCCGACACACCAAUGCCUGGCGGCAUACGCCAACUUCUGCCAACAGGUCUCCUGCUGUUCUGACCAUGGUUGUAUUUAAACUCGUGUCGUCGAGUCUAAGGAACAACUUUUAUCUCCGAGUGAUUUCCAGCCAAGAUAGUGACCAAAACGGGGGGACCCACUGUGGAGGUCGGCAGCAAUGAUGUCGGAGUGUUUGUUGGAAGAUCCCCAAAGCACCCCUGUCUUUGUCGCCGUGAACCCCUUCCACUAACACGCAGAUCCACGCCAACCGCGACGUCGCACUCUUCUUCCUGGAGAAGGACCUGCACCCAGGGGCCAAGAUAAAUCUGCACUUCACCAGGGCCCAGUCCAGCGCAGUUUUCCUUCACCGAGCUACGGCCAGUUCCAUCCCCUUCUCCACCGAGAAGCUCGCCGACAUACUGAGACUCCUCUCUGUCGGACCCAACUCUGAGGUAGCGGAGGGCUUGAAGAAAACUCUGCAAGCGUGCGAGGAGCCGGCCGCCACUGGGGAGACCAGGUACUGCGCCACCUCUCUGGAAUCCAUGGUCAACUUCGCCACCGCCACUCUCGGUACACGAGACAUCCUGGCGGUCUCAACGGAAGUCAGCAAGGACGGUACCCCAAAGCAAGAAUACGUUGUGGAGUCCACUGGCAUCGAGAAGCUGCUGGGGAGCAAAGUUGUGGCCUGCCACGCACAGUGGUACGCCUAUGCGGUCUUCCACUGCCAUGUCACCCGCGCUACAAGGCCUACGUCGUAUCCCUCGUAGGGUUAGACGGAGCCAAGGUGAAUGCCGUGGUGGUAUGCCACACCGACACGUCCAGCUGGAACCCCAAGCAUCUGGCCUUCCAACUCCUCCAGGUGACUCCCGGAACGGUCCCAGUUUGCCACUUCCUGCCGCAGGAACACAUCGUCUGGGCCUCCCGUCGUUAG